UAUCCCUCCCUCUGUAUGGGGUCAGUAGUUCGUAACAUCAAGCGGUGCGUAAAGAGAGAUCCGAAUGGACACCCAUCACCAGUCCCAUCCGUCUGUGUGUGUCUAGCCUGAUGACGGGUGAUCAUCAGAUUAAGCAGCAGCAGAGCGACACGUUUUUAUCUCUGGAGGAAAGUAACUGUUGUGGAUCUCUAUAUGACGGUGCGCGCGAGAUCAAGCGAUCUGAUCAUGAAUCCGCACAGAAUAUCUGUUAUGAUGCUUUUCUUCUUGUCUUCUGUUCAUGUCUCGAGCCCAUCGCAGUUCCCCAAUCCGCUCAUGAUAAAAGAGUGGGUAGAUCAACUACAGCAGGAGCUGGUGUCUCUAGCUGACUCAGCCAGCGCUGGAAACCAUCUGAGACAGAUCUUUAUGGAUAAUCAGAAUUAUUUCACUGUGGAAACAAACAACGCAGCACAGCUCGUGGAAACAGCGGCACGGAAUAUAGAGAAUUUUUUGAAGAAGCGAGCCACGGCUCUAGAGACUUUGGCAACUGCAGCCGAGAAUUUUCAAAUGGAACAUCAAUGGAAAGAUGAGUAUGAAGAGGACGAUAUCGUUUACUUUAAUGCCAAGGAUGAUAUGAAAGCCAAUGAAACAGAAGGAAGGAAAAACCGGAUCAGACCUGAAUUUAAAGAGGACCCGUCAUUCAAAAACCGCUUCACUUCCUACAACCAUACGGCUGUGCAUAUCCCCACGGAUAUAUAUGACGGCUCGACCAUAUUGUUGAAUGAGUUGAACUGGACUGAAGCUUUGGAGGAGGUCUUUAAGAGGAACAGAGAAGAGGACCCGACACUACUGUGGCAAGUGUUUGGCAGCGCGACUGGAUUAGCUCGCUAUUACCCAGCUUCCCCUUGGAUGGAUGCUAGGAAAACCCCCAGUAAAAUCGACCUGUACGACGUGCGCCGGCGGCCUUGGUAUGUUCAAGGUGCUGCUUCGCCCAAGGACAUGCUGAUUCUUGUGGAUGCGAGUGGAAGUGUAUCUGGACUGACCCUUAAACUCAUUCAGACUUCUGUCAGUGAAAUGCUUGAGACUCUUUCUGAUGAUGAUUAUGUCAAUGUUGUCCAUUUCAACACAAAAGUGAACAACACCGCAUGUUUCGACCACCUGGUCCAAGCUAACGUUCGCAAUAAGAAGAUCUUAAAAGAUGCUGUGCAGAACAUUACGGCCAAGGGGAUCACCAACUACACCAAAGGCUUCGAGUUUGCCUUCGAUCAACUCUCAAAUCCAGACAACUCCAGAGCAAACUGCAACAAGAUCAUAAUGCUGUUUACUGAUGGAGGAGAAGAGCGAGCAGAAGAGAUCUUCAACAGACACAAUAUUGACAAGAAGGUGCGUGUGUUCACCUUCUCUGUGGGUCAACACAACUAUGACACAUGGCCCAUAAAGUGGAUGGCCUGUGCUAAUAAAGGAUAUUUCUAUGAAAUCCCUUCCAUUGGAGCCAUCCGCAUAAACACUCAGGAGUAUCUCGAUGUUUUAGGCCGGCCGAUGGUCCUCGCAGAUGCUAAACAGGUGCAAUGGACCAACGUGUAUCUGGACGCCCUGGAGCUGGGCCUGGUCAUCACCGGCACGCUGCCAGUGUUCAACAAGACCAAAGACGGGGGACCUCGAAACCAGCAUCAGAACCAGUUGAUUUUAGGAGUGAUGGGGGUGGAUGUGUCUCUUGAUGAUAUCAAAAGAUUAACGCCCCGCUUCAAUAUUGGUCCUAAUGGAUAUUAUUUUGCGAUUGAUCCUAAUGGUUACGUGCUGCUCCAUCCAAACCUCCAACCAAAGAACCCCAAAUUUCAGGAACCUGUCACACUGGACUUUCUGGAUGCAGAACUGGAAAAUGAUAUUAAAGUGCAGAUCCGGACUUUGAUGAUUGAUAGAGACCCUGGAGAGAAAACAAUUGAAACACUUGUGAAAUCUCAUGAUGAGAGAUACAUCGACCGAGGGAUCAGAACGUACACCUGGGUGCCAGUUAAUGGAACGGACUACAGCCUAGCGUUGGUCUUGCCUGAAUGCAGUCUGCAUUACAUCAAGGCAAACCUGGGGAACACUAUAAAACAAGCCAUGUUCUUCGACACCAUUCAGCCGGAGACAUUUGAGGAAUAUGGGUACACCUUUAUUGCACCCAGGGAAUACUGCUUGGACCUGAAAAUCUCGAGCAACAACACUCAGUUUCUGAUGGACUUCAAUGAGCACAUCGACAGUCAAACAGCCAAUGAUUCGCUGUGUAACGUCACUCUUGUAAACCGGUUGCUGCUGGAUGCCGGUCUCACGGCUGACCUCGUCAAAACCUGGAAGGAGCAGAUUGUAGAUGGAGUUUCGGCCCGGUUUGUGGCUACAGAUGGAGGAAUCACACGUGUGUAUCCUAAAAGUGCUGGUGAAGAAUGGUGCGAGAACUCAGAGACGUAUGAUUCCAGUUUUUACAAAAGGAGUCUGGACAAUGACAUAUACAUCUUCACUGCCCCAUAUGUCAACAAGAGCAGAGAGUCUGGAUACGAGUCUGGUAUAUUGGUCAGUAAAGCAGUGGUCUUGGAAAUGAAUGGAGCAAAACUCAAACCUGCAGUGGUGGGAGUCAAACUCAACGUGUCCGCCUGGAUGAACAGCUUCAUAAAUGCCACCACAAAGAAAAAUUGCAAGGAUGAGAUCUGCGGGUGUCUCAGGAAUGAUAAGCAAGUGGACUGUGUGAUUCUGGAUGAUGGUGGGUUUCUGCUCAUGUCCAAUCAGGACGAGUAUAUCACACAGAUCGGUCAGUUCUUUGGUGAAGUGGACCCUGUUCUGAUGAUCGCCCUUGUCAACACGUCGCUCUUCUCCUUCAACAAAACCUACGACUACCAGUCAGUCUGCGACCCGGAGAGAGAAACUAAAGCUGCAGCCGGACUCCGAUCCAUCUACGUGCCAACUAUAGCAGACAUGAUAACUGUAGGCUGGUGGGCCUCCACUACCAUCUGGUCAAUUUUGCAACAGCUUCUCCUCAGUUUGACUCUCCCAAACAUCAUGGGAACAGCAUACUGUGAAGAUGACCUCUCGGACGCGUUCUCUAAAGAGAGCUGCAUCACCGAACAGACUCAGUAUUUCUUUGAGAAUGACAACAGAUCUUUCUCUGGAGCGAUGGACUGUGGAAACUGCUCCAGAAUGUACCGGGCGGAGAAGCUCCCAAACACAAAUUUGGUAUUUUUGAUCUCUGAUGCUAAGAGUUCCUGCCUCUCCUGUGAUCCCAAACCCCUGAGACAGGCGGAGCAACCCUCUAAUGGUCCAGACCCAUGCGUGCUGGCACAGAAUCCUCGGUACAGGAAAGGUCCAGAUGUCUGCUUCGAUAACAAUGCCAAUGAGGACGUGUCUGACUGUGGUGGCGGCUGCAGUUUGAGUCCGUCUCCGUGGCCAUUGCUCAGUCUUCAGCUCCUUCUGCUGUGGCUGUUUACUGGAACCAGAACAAAUUUAUCCUGACCAAUACGAGUCUACAGACUGGACACAACACAACUACUGACUGAACUCAAAUGACCACAAUAGUAGCUUCAACUUCAGCCUUCAUUAACCGAAAUCGACUAACCCAAACACAGAACUCUACCUUUAAAAUGGACUCGUCAUCUCACUGCCAAAUACUACAGUCUCAGAUCUACCAGACACUAACAGCAUCAGUCAGACACGAGAGACGAUAUUUGUAUUUAUUUGUACAACACAGCACUCUACAGCGUUUUCAUGUGUUGCCCAUCACGCAGGAAUAGACGAAAUGGACUUUUGUUUAACUUGUAAUGUUUCGACAGCGUUUUAUGCUAUUGUGCAUCUAUCCUUGAUGAAACUGUGACUUCAGGUCCGAAUCACGAGUCUAAAAUAUUAACUUAUCUGUGCAAUCCACUUUAUAUCAGAGGGAAUGGAUCAUUUUGCACCAUUUUAGCGGAAUAUUCCAGGUGCAAUACAAGUUACGCUCAAUCGACAGCAUGUGUGGCUUUAAUGUUGAGUGCCACAAAAACACAUUUCGACUCGUCCCUCCUUUUCUUUAAUAAAAGCACAAAUGUGUGUCGCAGUGGGACAUGUCUUAUGCAAGUCAAUGGGGUUUAAUCUGUACACUGUUUGAAAAGUGUAGACACAAGACGUGUGUGAACAUGAUUUCAGUGUGUUAAAAUCGCUCUCUAACCGCAUCCGUGUGAAGUUAAAGCCAAUUUUACAACUUCUUUGCUUCGUUGCGUUCGGCAACGUAAUACCGGAAACCCUUAAACACCAAAGCAAACUUUACAGCUCAAAUAAUACAGAAGAAUUAAUAUGAGUGCUAUUAUACAUUUAUAAGCUUCACUUUUCUGCGUUUAAACCUCCAUUUUUUAAUUAUUUUCCCCAUUGACUUCCAUUGUAGGUGCGUCACUGGAACUUCCAUUUUAGCUUUUUUUUAUAGAAAAAGAUGGAAAGUGACAUUUUACCACAAAUGCACGUCAAGCAUAAGUUUAGCUUAACCUGUAUUCAACACAAAUAUUCCUUUAAUCAUUCAAGUAGACAUAACGUCCAAUACCGUUACGUACUAUAUCGCUAUUUUACGCUAUCUAUAAACAUUUGAAGUGUGUCGAGGUUAUCUAGUCACAUGGUGCUCCCACAAUGCUCUUUAAUCAGAUUGUAUGACCCUUGAAUAAAAGGACAACAAACAAAAGCCCCCUGAUGUAGAGGAAUGAGUUUAUUUGAUGUGUUCUCUUCAGGGCUGCCACGUGUCCGUGCUGCUGAACGUGUUUACUUCUGCUGUUAAUGGCGCUCGUGUGCCAGAAAGUGUUUUUUUCCCUCUGAAGUUACGCUUCUUUUCCUGAGUGUGUAUCAAAGUCGCUCUUGGUUUGUGUGUUCAUUGGCUGGGGGCGGAAAGAGGGCGUGGUAUGUGACUCUGAAGCCCCGCCCAUCGCACUUGGUCGUGCUUACAACUCUCUAUAUAUAUAUUCUUUUGUGGAACUUGACAAGCCUGAAACAAUUUUGUAUAUGUUUGUACAAUAACGUUGUUGAAGAAAAUAAAACGAAAAAGUUUGUAAAGUUUACAUGUGUAAGUUUAACAUUAUUAAAUGUGGGCUAAAGUUGUUUUAUUUAACUGCUAUUGUGAAAUAUCAGAAACAUAAAUGUGUACGUUUUGCUACAUUCACACGACUAAUCCACACGCCGUUUCUCUUCAGCUUAAUCACGUUAGGUGCUUUAUAUGCUGUUGUAAAGCGCACAAGACGUGACCGCUACAGCCAUUAU
Molecule: messenger RNA, 5217 nt
Organism: Xyrauchen texanus (razorback sucker)
Lineage: Eukaryota; Metazoa; Chordata; Actinopteri; Cypriniformes; Catostomidae
Product: voltage-dependent calcium channel subunit alpha-2/delta-1-like
Exons: 38
Coding region: 193-3459 (1088 amino acids)
Cellular component (GO): L-type voltage-gated calcium channel complex
Molecular function (GO): voltage-gated calcium channel activity
Source: RefSeq, a predicted model, not a curated record